GGGGUAUGUACGUACUACACACGAGUACCUAGAUAACGCGACAUAGGUAGGUAGGUACCUACCUUGGUACUCUAGUAGAGUGGUAAAACUGGGGUUCGCCAACGCCUUGUCUGGAGUAUAAAGUGCGACGAAGACCCCCCUUACAAUGGGAUCUCCUCCUUUCUCCGAAACUUCGUUACGCCAUCUCGGGUUCCAAGAGGUGCAUACUACCAAUACUCGCUCGACCGAUAAGUCCGGAUUCUGACUGCAUCCGACGCAUCUGCGUAUAUCAGCCAUCAUGUACACCAUCUACAAUAUAUACGUCUUGGCCGCCUUCGGUACCAUCGGAGGUGGCCUCUUCGGUUUCGAUAUCAGUUCCAUGAGCGCAUGGAUUGGUACGGAGACCUACAUGGACUACUUCAACCAUCCCAAUGAGAACCUGCAGGGAGGAAUCACUGCCUCCAUGUCUGCCGGUUCCUGGAUUGGUGCAUUGGCUGCUGGUUUCCUCUCCGAUCACUUUGGGCGUAAAAAGACAUUGAUGCUCGCCUCCUUGAUCUGGAUCAUUGGUAGUGUGAUAUCCUGCAGUGCACAGAACGUUGGACAUCUUAUCGCCGGUCGUGUCGUCAACGGUUUCUGUGUCGGUAUAACCUCCUCGCAAACACCCGUCUACCUCGCCGAAUUGGCACCAAAGAACAUCCGUGGUCGUGUUGUCGGGAUCCAGCAAUGGGCCAUCGAGUGGGGUAUCCUGAUCAUGUACUUCAUCUCCUACGGCUGUUCGUUCAUCAAGGGUCCUUCCGGCUUCCGUCUUUCUUGGGGUCUGCAAGCUGUCCCGGGCCUUAUCCUCUUUGUUUCCCUGUUCUUCUUCCCCGAAUCUCCCCGAUGGCUGGCAUCCAAGGACCGCUGGGAGGAGACUCUGGACGUAUUGGCGCACCUUCACGCCGGGGGAAACCACAACGAUCCUGCCGUGGUCGCUGAGUACGAGGAAGUCCGGGAAGCGCAAGCGAUCGCCGCCCAAGCCGCCAACGCGACGUGGAUGGGCCUCUUCGGCAAGACGAUGUGGAAGCGCACGACGGUCGGCGUGUUCGCGCAGGUGUGGCAGCAGAUGCUCGGAGGAAACGUCAUGAUGUACUACAUCGUCUACGUCUUCCAGAUGGCCGGUCUCACCGGAAACGUCAACUUGGUCUCCUCGUCGAUUCAAUACAUCAUCUUCCUGCUCACUACCGUGGUCACCCUCGCACUGAUUGACCGCAUCGGAAGACGCCCGUUGUUCAUCUACGGUGGUAUUCUGAUGGGCAUUCUUAACUUCCUGGUCGCGGGAUUGAUGGGCGGUUACGGGCACUCCAUGCCUGAAGUUGACGGCAACAAGAACAUCGUCUGGCAAGUCACCGGCGCCCCGGCCAAGGGCAUCAUCGCGUGCACGUACCUGUUCGUGGCGGUAUACGGCUUCACGUGGGCACCCUGCACCUGGAUCUACGUAUCCGAGAUCUUCCCUCUGCAGUACCGAGCCAAGGGAGUCGGACUCGCCACCUCUGCCAACUGGCUGUUCAACUUCGCGCUCGCAUACUUCGUGCCGCCCGCGUUCAAGAACAUCAUCUGGCGCACGUACAUCAUCUUCGGCGUGUUCUGUUUCUGCGGCGUGAUCCACGCGUUCUUCAUGUUCCCCGAGACGUGCGGAAAGGCGCUCGAGGAGAUCGACCUGCUGUUCGAUGAGGGCAUUCCCGCUUGGAAGUCGUCGAAUCUCACGAGUAAGCUCGAUGAACGCAUCCAUGAAAUUGAGGCGAAGAAUUUGCAUGGUGCUGAGGCCACCGAGAUCGAGAGGGCGAAUGAGAAGAUCUGAAAGGGCGAGGCGGAGGUUUUUUUUAUAUUGUAGUUAUGUAGCCACAUACCCGUAAUGAUGAGAUGAGUUUUCUUUGCUGUACUGGGG
This is a messenger RNA of Tricharina praecox, 1903 nucleotides long. RefSeq names its product general substrate transporter. Bases 278 to 1816 code for a protein of 512 amino acids. Gene Ontology annotation, cellular component: membrane. The transcript is spliced from 6 exons. Gene Ontology annotation, molecular function: carbohydrate:proton symporter activity. Gene Ontology annotation, biological process: transmembrane transport; carbohydrate transport. The record is from RefSeq and is a predicted model, not a curated record. NCBI's taxonomy places the organism in Eukaryota, Fungi, Ascomycota, Pezizomycetes, Pezizales, Pyronemataceae.